Molecule: messenger RNA, 2661 nt
Organism: Rangifer tarandus platyrhynchus (Svalbard reindeer)
Lineage: Eukaryota; Metazoa; Chordata; Mammalia; Artiodactyla; Cervidae
Source: the annotation of a GenBank genome assembly
AUGUCCGAGGAGGACGAUUGUAUAGUUUUAUCUGUUGGAGAUGAUGACAACAACGAUGAUGAUGAUGAUGUUGAAGUUGUGGUAAUACAAGACACUGGUACAGAUCUUGCUGAGGACUCAUUUUCUGAUGAUGAAGUAUUGGUUCUACUAACAAAUUCUGAAGAUGGCAGCGAUGUCCCUGAGGAGCCGCCUGAAUUGUCAUGUGAAAUGGAAGAUUUUGCAGCAUUAAAUAGCCAAGUAGUUUCAUGUCUGGCAAGUUUAAAAAGAGGUAACCCUGACUCAGAGGAAGUGGAAUCUAUGCCAUUGUACAAAAGAGGGCGACCAUCUAUUCCAGAAGACAAUUGCAUGGAGAACAAUGCACCUGAAGAUUUAUUUCAUGGAAAUCGUCAAAACCUACUUGCUGAACUCGAGCGCUAUUGUCAGAAUUUGAAUGAACUUACCGAAAUCAUCAGUAGUCAGAUUAACCACCUUCGUGGAAUAGUUUCAGAAAUGCAGCGUUUUUUGGGGAGACCACAGACACUACCCUGUGGAGAUGGUAACCCACCUUCACCAGCUGAGAGGCAGGAAAAUGAUGCUGAGACUAAUCCAGGAGGGGCAUCUCUUCAGUUAGCAGCAUGCCCUGAACUGCAGCAGCUAACGCCCAGCGAGAGUCCAUCACUUCCCAGGAUUGUCUCUACGUACUCAUUACAGUCAAGUCAUGACUCAGACAGCCCAUUUUCUAGGCUUACUCUUUCACCCAUUUUCAGUGAAGGUGAUGAACAUAUCAACAGUGAUCUCUUAUCUGUCCAGGAUCCUCUAGCAGAACUUAUAGCAGACCUUCCACAAGUGGAAUCUAGUCUGCCUGACAACUUUGAGACAGUGAGAUAUUCAACUAUAAAUAACAGGAUGAACCCAGACACUGCCUUGCCAUCUCUCUGCAUCGCUCCCAAUUUUGAGGUAGCAGAAACCAGCCUGGAGAACAACCCCGAAACAAUGAGUUACUCAACUUUAUCAGGAAAUGACAGUGGCCUGAGUUCAUUAUCUGUCAACCUCCCACCCAAUUUUGGGGCUGAAAAAUUCAUCCUUACACAAAUGCCAAUAAAAGAAGAAACUGGUGUGGAAAACAGCUCUCAGACAGUGUAUUAUCCAGCUUUAUUGGGAAAUAUCAUUGAUCCAAGUACUGACUCUUCAUCUCACUCUGUCCCACCUAAUUUUGGAUUUGAAAAAGUUGUACUUCUAGAAAUGCCAGGACAAGCAGAAAUCACCGUGGAUAACAGCUAUCAGAUAGUGGGAAAUGAAACUGUAAUGGGAAAUGAAACUGAAGUGGGAAAUGACAGUAACCCAGAUACUGGCUCUUCACCUCUCUCCAUUCCACCCAGUGUUGAAAUGGUGGUCAAAUCAGAAACCAGCCUGGAAAGUGACACUCCAGUGAUGAAUCAGUCACCUUUCUUGGAAUAUGACAGAGAUGAAGAUGCUUCAUAUGUCUUCAUCCCUUCUGAUGUUGGAUCCGGCAUAGAAAUGAGUUCUGAAGCAGAGAAUCAUGCAAGUGUAAUAAAAAAUGACAGUGACCAACAAAUUGAUUCAGAAUCUUUCUUCCUAACUUCUGGAUUUGCACUUCUACCUGUAAAAGUAUUGGUGAAACAAGAAAACAACACAGAAAACAGACCUGAAACAAUGAAUCACCCAAUUGUAUUGGGAAAUGACAGUAGCGAAGCUUCUUCCUUAUCACCUGUCCUCAUGCCUUCCAAUUUUGGAUAUCUUGGUGAUCCAAGACGAAAUAUCAGAAUGCUUGAUACUCAUUUGAUGGCUGUACAAAAGAAGGCCAUACCUAGGCACGCAGCCUGCUACUUGGUUCAUUCUUUGUUCUCCAAGGAAAUCCUGAUUUCCAGCUCAGUAGGUAUCAGUUCCCAAGGCUGCCAAUCCCUGGAUCCAAACAAAAUGGCUGCAAUAAGAGAACAUCUGGCAGCAGUUUUUCCCAACUAUGAUUUGAGUGAACAUGGAGAAGAGUGGCAAGCCUGUAUUUCCGAUAUCAAUUCUCUGAUCCACAAUUUACGUUCGAGAACACCUAAAACUGUUCUUAACAAUGGAGGGCCUACCAAACCCAAAAGAGAUCGGAAUGAUAAAAGAGAUGGUGAUGACAAUGCAAGUAGUUCCUGGGUUUCUCAGCAAGCAGCUAUCUCAGAAACGAGAGAACAAGGGAAUUCUCCCCAGAACAGCAGAGCUCUCCCUGAAGGAAUUCAAGAACCUUCCACUGAUGGUGCAGCAGUCUCGGAUGAAACACUUGAAUAUCUUGGAGAUCCACGUAGAAAUAUACAGAUGCCAAAAUCACUUCUGAUUACAGCAAAAGAGAAGUCUCGUCCAGAGCUGUCAGCCAUGUACCUUAUUCGCAGCCUGUUCACAGACGAAGUCCUGAUGAAUAGUGUUCGUGGCAGUCUGGGGCAUGGAGUGUACUCCCUGGACACCAAUGAGAUUAAUGCUCUUCGAGAGUUUCUCCAGGACAUCUACCCGACUUGUGAUCUAUCGGAAAAUGGAUACAACUGGAAAUUGUGUGUGAUGGCUAUCAAUAGUUGUAUUCAUAGUCUUAGAUAUGACCCGCAGAGGUCCACAGCUGAAUCACAGUCACCUCCAGCAACGACUCCUUCAACAGAGUCCAAACCGAAAGAUACCGACUUAGCUGACUAA